GUCUGUGCGCGCCCUCCCCAGAUGCAUAACUGGCUGCGGCAGACACCGCCUACCCCGGAGUUACGAUUCAGGCGGAGCGGAGCCACACGCCCAGGAGGAGUCUUGCGAGCGAGAGGGUGAAGCGCAGGCGGCGGCGGGCCGGGGAGGCGACCUUCCCUCGCAGAUCCGGCUGCCCGGACAAGCAGCCCGGCGGUGGGGGAGUCUUCGCCAGCCACAACUCUCCCCCGGCCUUGCCUGAGAAGUUGGAGGGAAGAGGCGCGCUCAGCCAGAGCCCUGUCCUGGGGACGCGGCGGCGGUGCUGUCUUCUGUUCUGAUCCCUUGGGGCGGCCUCUGCCUCCGCUCACCAUGAAACUCGGCCUCCUCCUGCUCAGCGUGCUUUGCUCUGCCGGGGCAGAGUCUCUGGAAGGUGGGAUCUGCUGGCUGCAGCAAGGGCGAGACCCCAAGUGUGCCAUGAUCCUCCGGACGGGCGUGACCUGGGAAGAGUGCUGUGCCAACGGGAACGCAGACAUGGCCUGGUCCAACUCCACCCACCCGGACAACAAGAUCAGCCUCCUCCGGAUCCUGGGGCUGGUGAUGUGUCAUCCUUGCAAAGAGUCCUGCGAAGGAGUGGACUGCGGGCCGGGCAAAGUCUGCAAGAUGAAACAGGGGCGCCCUCACUGCACCUGCGCCCCGGACUGUUCCAACCUCCCCCGGAAACUGCAGGUGUGCGGCUCAGACGGCUUCACCUACCGGGACGAGUGUGAGCUUCUGACGGCCAAGUGCAGAGGCCACCCAGACCUGGAAGUGAUGUACCAAGGCCGCUGCAAGAAAACGUGCUCGAGUGUUGUGUGCCCUGGAACCCACACGUGUGUCGUGGACCAGACGGGCAGUGCCCACUGUGUCAUGUGCAGAGCUGCCCCGUGCCCUGAGCCCACCAGCAUCGACCACGCCAUCUGCGGGAACAACAAUGUCACCUAUCCCUCCACCUGCCACCUACGGCGAGCCACCUGCUUCUUGGGGCGGUCCAUUGGAGUCCGGUAUUACGGAAGCUGUGCAGCUCUGAACAAGUAUCCCUUGGACACAGAUGACGCUGAGGAAAACUACAUAUAAACACCUCCUUGCGAUCUGUCCGACUUCCAAAAUGCAGGGGCAUUAUCUGCGAUAUUGUACAGUCCGUAUAUAUCUGAUAUUUAUUAAGACCAAAAGAAAACCCUUAUUUAUAUAAAUAGAGAUAGAUGUUGGCUGAUGUAACCUAGACAUAUCUGUCCCAAUUUCCAACGUCGGAGUUAAUUUGAGAAAUUUCCCUUGUUGAACUGGAAUUUAGACAGGGUGGAAAGCAGGGAAGAGUGGACCAGAGGAACCAUGAAGACAUGGGAUGGAGAACAGCUGGACAAACCAAACAUUCACCUCCUUUGCAGAAGUUGCACUGUUUGGUAACAUUCCGUGGCUGAUGUUUUCCUGCUCAGUGGUUGGAAUCCGACUCCCAAAUGUUCUUCUUGCAUCAUGGCUGUCCUGCAACAAUGGGUGGAGGGUGGGCGGCCAGGACGGGGCAGAGACUUGCUCUCACAGCCAGGCUUUAGACUAUAUUCUCACGUUUUUGAUUCAUCACCCAUGCCACUGAGGGCACUGCAGGCUGUGUAAAUAGCACCUUUCCCCCAACAACGUGGCUUUCAGAAAGGGUCACUUUUUGUCUCUUUCUAUGUUGAAAAGAGCCUAUUUUUUUAUUUUUGUAUGUGCGUGUCCUGAUCUUUUUACAUCCUUCGUUUAUUGCCAGGUGGGUCAAUACAAUACAUUUGGUGUCUUUGCACAAA
Hemicordylus capensis (graceful crag lizard) is the source of this 1790-nucleotide messenger RNA. RefSeq names its product follistatin like 3 (gene FSTL3). NCBI's taxonomy places the organism in Eukaryota, Metazoa, Chordata, Lepidosauria, Squamata, Cordylidae. Gene Ontology annotation, biological process: cell differentiation; regulation of BMP signaling pathway; negative regulation of activin receptor signaling pathway. The transcript is spliced from 5 exons. The coding region runs from base 346 to 1089 and encodes 247 amino acids. Gene Ontology annotation, molecular function: protein binding; activin binding. The record is from RefSeq and is a predicted model, not a curated record.